AUGCCUCUACCAAAGCUGCACCACGUCGAACACGACGAAGGCUGCUGCGCAGUAGCCGCAACAGUGGUGACGAUCGACAACCUCUUCUAUGAGCAGAGUCUUGGGCGUACAGGGCGUGCCUUCUUCUAUGGAGCCCUGAUUGCUGCUGAUUACAAGCUCAACUUCAAUCCGCAUAAUGUAGACCACAUCGAAACGCUGCACGAGCGCGUCGCUAGAAGGCUGCACUAUAUCUGCACCAAGAACGGGGGCGGAUUCAUCAAGCUCGGUCAAUCCCUCGCCAUCCAGGCUGCCGUCCUUCCCCGACCAUAUAGGGAAGCGUUCGCGACCAUAUUUGAUGCGGCACCCCAGAUCCCGUAUGAAGACGUGGAAAAGGUGUUCAAGAAGGAGUUUGGUAUCACGCCAGAAGAGGCGUUCGAGGUCUUCGAAAGGCGCGCGAUUGCGAGCGCGAGUAUUGCUCAGGUGCACAAGGCGAAGCUGAAGGAUACUGGAGAAUGGGUUGCUGUCAAGGUCCAAAAGCCUGCAAUACCUGUUCAGAUCGAAUGGGAUCUCUUCUCCUAUCGCUCGCUGCUUUACGUCUACGAGAAGCUAUUCGACAUUCCUUGCUACUGGAUGGCCGACUACAUAACUGACCAAAUACGGAAUGAGACUGACUUUGCGAACGAAGCCCGGAACGCAGAGAGGACGCGUGCGUUGGUCGAGUCCGAGCCUUCCUUGCGGGACAAGGUGAUUGUCCCCCGCGUAUUCCCAGAGUGGACCAGCACAAGGGUUAUGACAGCCGAGUUCUAUGACGGCGCGAGGUUGACGGACAGAGGGAGGUUGGCGGCUUGGGGAAUCCCUGCGAAAGAAGCGAUGAACAUUGCUCUCAAUACCUUCUCCGCCAUGAUCUUCUCUUGGGGAUGGGUACAUUGUGAUCCCCAUCCCGGUAACGUCCUAGCACGUAGAGAUCCGAAGCACCCCACCAAACCCCAAAUCAUCCUGAUCGACCACGGUCUCUACAUUCCCCUCUCCGAAAAGUUCAGACACGAGUACAGCCUGCUCUGGCGCUCGUUGUUCGCUAUGGACACGGAUACAGUGGACCAAAUAGCCAAGGCUUGGGGAAUAGGCAAUUCAGACAUGUUCGCAUCAGCGACUCUCCUCCGACCCACGAGGUUAAAGCGCAAACAACCGGAAAAGAAGGUCGAAGAGCCCCAGACGCAAAUGUCCCGUUUCGAACAAGAACGAAGCUUGAAAGUGCUCCUCAAAACUCUGCUUGAGAACGAGCAGUUGAUCCCACGGGAGAUCAUCUUUAUCACACGAACGAUGCGGAUGAUGCAAGCGAACAAUCAAGCACUUGGCUCGCCCUCGAACAGGAUCAACAUCCUCGCUCACUGGGCAGUGACAGGGUUGGCGACACAUCCACCCGUUCCUCUUCCCCAGGGCCCGGCGGCGUUCGCUCUCUCCCAUGCGCUCUUCACGCCCGACGCGCUUAUGCGCUGGGUUAAGAGGACACUACAAGUUUGGAUGUUCGGUGUGACGGUGUUUGUCAUUGACUUGACCUUUUGGGUGACGAGGAUACGGCAAUGGUUUAGCAGGGACAAUGAUGGGUUUGAGGAAUUACUGCAGAAGCAGCUGACGGGGAUGGCAAAGGAUGACCUCGGGAUCGACCUCGAUCAGGACGCAUUUGCAGGAUGAGGAGGAUGUACACAGAAGCAACUAGUAUCACCGCUCUUAUAUAUGUUACAAUAACAACGACACUGUACAUCCUAAUCGCAUCAACAUUGC
Dacryopinax primogenitus is the source of this 1761-nucleotide messenger RNA. RefSeq names its product ABC1-domain-containing protein. NCBI's taxonomy places the organism in Eukaryota, Fungi, Basidiomycota, Dacrymycetes, Dacrymycetales, Dacrymycetaceae. The transcript has 9 exons. The record is from RefSeq and is a predicted model, not a curated record. Bases 1 to 1671 code for a protein of 556 amino acids.